AUAGAAAUAGAUUAUAUAGAAUCAAAUAAUACUAAUAUCGAAAUGUUUUUAGAUAGUACAAAUAAUCUAAGUUCUGAAAAUACAAAUACUAAUGAAUUUUCAAAAAAUAAAUUUUCAGAAAAUAGAAAAAUAGUUGAAUCAUCAGAUGAAGAAUUAGAUAGUAAAGAUAUAAAUGAUGAAGAAGAUUUUAACAACUAUUUACAAAAAUAG
Messenger RNA from Scutellospora calospora, 210 nucleotides. NCBI's taxonomy places the organism in Eukaryota, Fungi, Glomeromycota, Glomeromycetes, Diversisporales, Gigasporaceae. The record is from the annotation of a GenBank genome assembly.